Messenger RNA from Pimephales promelas (fathead minnow), 1144 nucleotides. It is a transcript of the gene ufc1, whose product is annotated as ubiquitin-fold modifier conjugating enzyme 1. NCBI's taxonomy places the organism in Eukaryota, Metazoa, Chordata, Actinopteri, Cypriniformes, Leuciscidae. The record is from RefSeq and is a predicted model, not a curated record. Gene Ontology annotation, biological process: protein K69-linked ufmylation. Gene Ontology annotation, cellular component: cytoplasm. Gene Ontology annotation, molecular function: UFM1 conjugating enzyme activity.
GAAAACAAGACAUUUGAACAAUGAAUGAAGCGUAUUUGCAACGUUGUGUUGUUAGCAUAAUAUAUUGUUGUGAUAUAAUACAAGGUAGGCUCUUUUAAUAAUAAAAGUCACUUUAAAUAACAUAUUCUGACGUCUAGGGACACGUACAUUGGGGUGACUCAUGACCCAUUUCUGCGACUCGGUUCGUUUCAAUGAACCGGUUCAGCCCUCCUUUAACGUCAUCACAUGGUCCCUGUAGGCGAUAGGGCCAUGUCCAAUAAAGCCAUCUGUAUGCACGCUCAUGUAGUUCUUGAGUAGUUGUUUAGUAGUGAGAUACACUAAAAAGAUUCGACUCAAAAGAACGACUCUUUUACGAACCGGACACCGCAACUGUCAACAUGGCAGAUGAAGCCACUAGAAAGGCAGUUUCUGAUAUACCGCUUUUAAAAACAAAUUCAGGACCAAGAGACAAAGAACUAUGGGUUCAGAGACUUCGAGAAGAAUAUUUAGCUCUCAUAAAGUAUGUUGAAAAUAACAAAGCAGCAGACAAUGAUUGGUUCCGUUUGGAGUCCAACAAAGAGGGUACAAGGUGGUUUGGAAAGUGCUGGUAUAUUCACGAGCUUCUAAAAUAUGAAUUUGACAUGGAGUUUGAUAUUCCAGUUACAUAUCCUGCCACAGCACCUGAAGUGGCCAUUCCUGAGUUAGAUGGGAAGACAGCGAAGAUGUACAGAGGUGGAAAAAUCUGCCUGACAGACCACUUCAAGCCACUGUGGGCAAGAAAUGUCCCAAAGUUUGGUCUGGCUCAUCUAAUGGCUUUGGGACUUGGACCAUGGCUUGCAGUUGAGAUUCCAGACCUCAUUGCGAAAGGCAUAAUUGAACAUAAAGAACAGCAAAACAGCUGAAAGUAGCCAUAGCAUCCUUUGCAUUUCACUAUGUCUUAAUGAUGCAAACACAAAUGAGGUUUUAACAUGUUUUGUCAAAAUCAUGGCUACCUACUCUGUGGUUUCAACUGUAUAUGUCACAUUCGUACGUCACUUUUUUUUUUUUUUUACCGUUCAGGUUAAUAAUGCCUGUUCAAUGGAAUGUGUAUGUAUUCAUCAGUAAAGCCUGGUAUGUAAAUAAAUGCGGGACCAUUUUAAAUUGUGGUCUUGGGGAAACCUCACUA